CUUUGGUGUCCCAAAUACUUUCAUUCCUUUCUUCGACGGCACCGGUGGCCUCGGCCCUGCGUUUCAUAUUCUCUAAUCUUGCCGCUAUCCUAACAUUCUCUUGAUACACUCAUUCAUUUAUCAUCAAUAUGCAUGUACUAAGCACCCUUGCGAUUCUUCCCACGGUGGCCUUGGGCGCUGUGUUGCCCGCCGCUCUUCAGAGUGCCACCAAGAUUUUCAAGCGCGGCUCCGGGGGGGAGCUGUGUCUCCCUGGGCCCUACCAAGUCUGACAUCAUCAAUGCUGUGACCACCCUCAUUCCCGGUACUGGCCCCGUGACGCAGAAAGGUGAGCUUUUUCUCUGGCCUGGUAUGAGCAAUGGCACCGGUGGGUGAUCUAAUCUAGACUACCAUGGAGCGCUGGCCUAGCAACGCCUGGUGUGGUGCCACCACUGGCCAGUGGCGUGUUCGCGCCAGUAUAUUCGGGUCUUUGGGCCAGCUUGAUAGGACUGGCUCUGCUGUCAGCGGCGACGACCAUGUUCGCAUUGAGUAUGACCUGCUCUCAGAUGACAUAACCUGGGUGCAGACGGUCACCAAUGCUUUGACCGGGGCGGAGCUGUCAACAUACUCCUAUGCCGCCGGCCCUUACCUGACUGGCUACGGAACAGGCACCGAGUGUGACAGUGACUGCACAAGAACCGUGGCUCCUCAGCUUUAUCUCAACACCACCAUCACCCUUCGAGAGGCAGAUACUAGCUUCGGCGACACAAUUGCCUCUGCUGCAGGCGCCAGCUAUACCGGCAUGAGCUCUAGUGAGGGUGGAAAGGUAUAG
This is a messenger RNA of Aspergillus homomorphus CBS 101889, 808 nucleotides long. RefSeq lists its product as uncharacterized. Lineage: Eukaryota; Fungi; Ascomycota; Eurotiomycetes; Eurotiales; Aspergillaceae. The transcript is spliced from 2 exons. The coding region runs from base 389 to 808 and encodes 139 amino acids. The record is from RefSeq and is a predicted model, not a curated record.